This is a messenger RNA of Drosophila persimilis, 2385 nucleotides long. RefSeq names its product putative apoptosis-inducing factor 1, mitochondrial (gene AIF). NCBI's taxonomy places the organism in Eukaryota, Metazoa, Arthropoda, Insecta, Diptera, Drosophilidae. The record is from RefSeq and is a predicted model, not a curated record. Gene Ontology annotation, cellular component: cytoplasm; mitochondrion. Gene Ontology annotation, molecular function: NAD(P)H oxidase H2O2-forming activity; FAD binding; protein dimerization activity. Bases 61 to 2178 code for a protein of 705 amino acids. The transcript is spliced from 7 exons. Gene Ontology annotation, biological process: apoptotic process; mitochondrial respiratory chain complex assembly.
CUGUGAAAUCUGUGGGCCUGUUUCUAUUCUGGUAAAUCUGUGCCCUUCUCAAUAAUAUCAAUGAUGAGUCUAUGGACGGUGAUGUACAGCGCGAUCCGGCGUGCCCAUAUACUGGCCAGAAAGAGAACCAUAGUGCAGCCAUCAUACCAACAUGCCGCGCCGGUAUUUGAUCUGCAACGGUCAUGUCAUGGAAAAUUAUAUGAAAUGGCCCCUGCGAACAGCAGCAAGUACAUGCCCACGGCCAAGCAGGUAUUCUUCAAGUCAGUAAAAUAUGACACCAGCACUUCUGGGACACUAUUGGAUUGGCAAAAACAAUCGGACAUUGAUAAACACAUGAGCAAGGAUCCUUGUCGGCUGAUGACCAAAGAGCCCGGUAAGCAGCCAGCCGAGGAUCCUUGUGAGCAGUUUAAGCGAAUGCGUUUAAAAAACGAUCCGAAACAAUGUCCGCCCAGUGGAUCAGCAGCUCCAGACGGUGGUGAUGGCUGCAACGGUAAGGAUAGUGGAGACCCAAACAAAUCUCUGAAAUUAACAUGCCUAUUGGGUGCCUUGGCCGCAAUGGUGGCUGGUGGACUGAUUGCCUGGUUUCUGGCGAGUACAAAAAACGACGAUAACAAAGGAGCCGGCGGUGGGAGUGACGGUGACAAUAAUUCGGCAGACGCUAAACGCGGCGUAUCAGGACUUGUAACAAGUCCCGACAGCUCUGAGAAGCUACCCAAACAUGUGCCUUAUUUGAUCAUUGGCGGUGGCACAGCCGCCUUCUCUGCCUUCCGUUCCAUCAAGUCGAACGAUGCCAAGGCCAAGGUCCUGAUUGUUAGUAAUGAAUACCACAAGCCCUAUAUGCGUCCACCCCUAUCCAAGGAACUGUGGUAUACGCCCAAUACCAACGAAAAAACCAACAAGGAUUACCGCUUUAAACAAUGGGCUGGCUCCGAAAGAAGCUUGUUCUUUGAACCGGAUGAGUUUUUUGUGGAUCCCGAAAAGCUUGAGGAGAGUGUAAAUGGUGGUAUAGCCGUCGCACAAGGAUUCUCAGUGCAGAAGGUGGAUGCCCAGAAUCACACUGUGACAUUGAACGACGGCUAUAAGAUCACUUACGAUGAGUGCCUCAUUGCUACGGGCUGUGCCCCCAAAAAUCUGCCCAUGUUCCGGGACGCAGCGCCCAGCGUGCGCGAGAAGGUGAUGGUGUAUCGCACACCCGAUGACUUUGAUCGCCUGCUACGCUAUGCCGCCGAGAAGCGUUCGAUUACGAUUGUGGGAAAUGGAUUCAUUGGCAGCGAGCUGGCCUGCUCUCUGGCCCACUACUCGAAGGAGAAUGACGGUGGCAAGAUCUAUCAGGUCUUCCAGGAGAGCGGCAACAUGUCCAAGGUCCUCCCCAACUAUCUGAGUCGCUGGACCAUGGCGAAGAUGAAGAAUCAGGGUGUGUGCGUCAUCCCGAAUGCCAGCAUCAAGUCGGCCACCAGAGACGAGGAGUCGCUCAAAUUGGAACUGAACAAUGGCAUGACACUGCUAUCCGAUAUUGUGGUGGUAUGUGUGGGCUGUUCGCCCAACACAAAUCUAGCGUCGCCCAGCAAACUGGAGGUGGAUCGCACCCUGGGCGGUUUUGUGGUCAAUGCAGAACUGGAGGCACGCCGGAAUCUGUAUGUGGCUGGCGAUGCUUCUUGCUUUUAUGAUCCUUUGUUGGGCCGGCGACGAGUUGAACAUCAUGAUCAUUCGGUGGUCUCUGGCAAAUUGGCAGGAGAGAAUAUGACAGGAGCAAAGAAACCCUAUGUGCAUCAGAGCAUGUUCUGGUCAGAUUUGGGUCCUGAAAUUGGCUACGAGGGCAUUGGCUUGGCUGACUCUUCUCUUCCCACCGUGGGCAUCUUUGCCCUGCCCUCAGCAACCGACGCACGAUCGAGCACAGACAACUUGACCGUAAAUCGAGAGGAAGACGAUGGCAGCAAGCAUACGAUUAUAGUUGAUGAAAAAUCAAAUUCAGAUGUGGUCACCUGGGAUGAUGAUGCCCAUGGUGAGCAGCCGGACUACGGCCGGGGUGUGAUCUUCUAUUUAAAGAAUGAAAAGAUUGUUGGCGUUCUCAUGUGGAACCUCUUUAGCCGCGUAGGCUUAGCUAGGACGAUAAUUAAUCAAAAUAAGAAGUACGAUGACCUCAAUGAGGUCGCCAAGUUGUUUGAAAUCCACUCUUAGUAGUGGAUCUUCCUCCCAUUACCACCACCCCAUUUUUCGUUUUUUUUGAAUCCCGCUUUAGUCAAUCACUCGUCGAAUAACGUAUAUGCACAUAGAUGAUGACCAUAUAGAUAAAUAUCUUACGAACGUAUAUGUAAGUGAUAUGACGAGGACAUGUGUUGAACUUUUGUGUGUGUUUUCCAUAAUAAAUUAUCCUUUAAAAUGUUA